AUCAUUCGAAAGGCGCGCGCUUCAACCACCUUAGCAGCGAUGGGCCCGGGGCAGGGUUGUGAGGUGCCGGAGAAUGAAAGAAAGGGUCGGUUUUUGGGAGAAGGCAGCGGGUAAUCCAAGCAAGCUGGUCAAGCCGAAUGGCUGAUGUAGCCAGUCGCAGCGGUCGCGAGACACAACGCGGUGGCUGUCGUCCGUGCACUCAUGCCCUCCGCAGUUGUCGCAGAGCGCCGACCGCUCGUCACCUGUGUGUUUUAUUACCCGAGUGCUUCUGCCAGUUGAGCUAUUCCCUUUGGGCUCUUCCAUCCCGUGUCGGUGACUUCAGCGCGCCGUUCGAACCGAGCAGCUGCGCCGACCCGCUCACGGCUAUAGCUGUGUAUACGUGUUCUGCCAAAUGACUUUGCCCUUCAACUGUUACCUGCUGUGCUUACCUCCCUGACGCUCAUUUCGGCGUAAACGUACCCGCAUCAUGUCGUGUUGUUCGGUGCCGUGGCUCUUCUAUAUGGCCGUACUGUGGCUCAUGGCCCUAGUUGCGUGGCUUAAACUAGCCGACGCCGACCUGACGCUUCUCUUCAAGUCGAAGUUCGGGCGUUCGAUAGCAACCCUGAGAGGAAAGGUAAUAUGGAUCACAGGAGCAUCAAGUGGCAUUGGCGAGUAUCUUGCAUAUGAGCUGGCCAAAGUGGGAUCUCGUCUAGUCCUCUCUGGCACGAACCUGGAGAACCUAGAGCUUGUAAAAAACAAAUGCCUUGAGUUUGGUAAAGACAAAGGUGCAGAAGUUCUUGUUCUCCCAUUCAGCAUUAGCAACUUCUCGUCACACAGCGAGCAGCUUCAGAAGGUCCUGGACCAUUUUGGCAAGUUGGAUGUCCUAGUUAACAAUGCUGGCCGUAGCCAGCGCGCCAACUUUGAGGAGAUUACUGUCGAGAUCGACAAAGAGAUGUUUGACUGCAACGUCUUCGGUGCCAUAUCUCUUACACGGUGCGUUGUAAAGUAUUUUAAGGAAAAGGGCGUGCAAGGUCAUGUUGUGGUCAACAGCAGCACGACUGGAAAGCUUGGUGCACCUUUUUCAGCUACCUACACUGGUUCCAAGCAUGCACUCCAGGGCUAUUAUGAGAGCUUGCGCCUGGAAGGUGUGAUCCUGGGAGGUUUAGAUGUCACCAUCGUCUGUCCGGGACCUGUGUUCUCGCGUGUCCGGGAGCGUGCAUAUACUGCCACCCCUGGUAAGGGCUGCAACUUCUUUAACGUGGUUCGCUACUGCAUCGGAGAUUACAGGAUGUACAGUCCAUCCGGUGUAAUGUUCGACAUUGUCUUCGGCCUGGAGACCGGGCUCAACCUUAUGUUCGACUUGAAGCUACUCAGCGUUCUUCAACCAAGUUGCAAUCCCAAUGUGCAGCCGAAAAACCCUGCGUACGCAGUGAUUGUGCUGGACAGGUUCAUCCUGUGGAACACGGGCACGACGAUCUUGUGCCACGCCACCAGCGUAGCGGCCGCCAAAUUCAGGAUCCAAUACAUGCGGAUAGAAGUAAACGCAGAUCAAGACGAAGCUUCAUUACGCACAAACUACUUUAUUGCCGCUGUCGUCGUGUACACGUGUAUAGCCUUAGUGAAGGGCCUGAUCCUGUGCGCACUGCAUAACUAUCGGAACGAAUACGAAGCCUCGCUGCGGCGAGAUCUGGAGACAGCGGCGGAUGCCAGGUUGCCACUCACGCUCAUCGCGGCGCCGUCCCUUCUCGUAAUCAGCGUCCACCGUCUCGUGGGAGACGAGCCUCCACGUGGUCCGGCCGCCUCGCAGCGGGUUCUGCCAGGUCAGGUGCCGCGAGACAGCGAGCAUCAAGCACCGCUGCGAGUGUCCGUUCCCGAACCUGGGCCGUCACCGACUCGGCGGUCGGCGCCUGAUCAGCGCGCUGUCGCAUUGCUGCGACUGCUCCGAAUUUUGGCCGCCAGUCGCAGGCUGGCGCGAGAACCUCAGCACACGGGGAGGGAAGACAACACUCCAUUAGCGAACAACAGAAGCCCCGUGCCGAAAGCGCAGAUUGAUCACCAACCGGAGCUUAAACCGCAAGAGCGUGGACCUCGAACGCCGGUGUCCGCUUCUGUGCCAUCGGGCUUGCCAAUGUCCCGAGUGCCACCAGCGACGAGGCUCGUGAGAUUCGAGUCACCGACGUCCACGACAGUGACUCCAAAGCCAUGUGUUCAUCACGUUGUGUCUCCUUCCCCUCGAGUGCAGAGGCCUUCGGCGCAGCCGUCGCCGAAGCCAGAAGAGGCUGGAAUUCCCGUCGUGGGGAAACAUCGGCCGCGACCUGCAUCUUCACGACGGUGACGCCACAUUGAUUUGUACUUCGAUUGGUAGAGCUUACAAAAAGAAAACAACGCAAAGAAAGAAACAGAACAAAACGAAGAAAGAGUGCAACAACGCAUGACGGGCAAGACGCACAAGACGCCAACAUUUCUUCCUCUCAGUUUUAGCGAGCGCGAAUGUAACUAAAUAGUAAUGCGCCGGAUAUGUCAACUCAAUAAAUAAAUCAAAAAGAAUGUCUUGCAGAGCACCGUAUUUACUCACUU
Molecule: messenger RNA, 2556 nt
Organism: Dermacentor albipictus
Lineage: Eukaryota; Metazoa; Arthropoda; Arachnida; Ixodida; Ixodidae
Molecular function (GO): oxidoreductase activity
Source: RefSeq, a predicted model, not a curated record